ACACGCCUCAAAUCUCCCAGUGACUAUACCAUAAUUCUAUCUUUAUAAAUUACGGAUACAUUAUUUUGGGUUAUUGUUUCAGUUGUCAGUUUGAUUGUGUAAUAGUUUGAAUAGUUUUGCACUCUUCCUGGUUUUAGUUCGCACCAUGUUUACAUGAGUUAAGAGGUUAUUUUUUCUCUCUGCAGAAACUCGCUGUCUGAAGAAUUCGACAGCAACAAAGGCGAUACAGUCAAAACACAGAGCGGUUUGUGUAUGGUUUCUCUGCGUGUACCAGGUUGAUUCGUGGAACUUCUAGGUUGGAACAGCUGAUGGUGUUUUUUAUUUUCAGGACGAUAUCGGAUUUCAACCUACAAGUGUUAAUUAUGUUACAGCCAUAGCUCGCUCAUCGAUACCAGGAGGUUUGGAGGCGGUGCAGCGAUAGUAGACUACUAGUGUAACAUUUGUAACUUAACGUUUCCUAUCACCUCUCAACUUCGUCUUGUCUUGUUCGUCGUGUCAAACAAUAGAGAUAUUUGUGAAGUAGGCUAAUGCCGAAGCGAGUCUCGGGGAGAACUCAAAGCUUCCUUUUCUCUGCUCAACCACGGAUACGGACGAGUAUCAUCAACCCAACAACAUGAGAAGUCGAAGCAACUCGGGAGUGAAACUGGACAACUAUGCCCGGAUAGUGCAUCAAACCAUACUCCGACAUCAAGACCCAGUCACAGGUCUCCUCCCAGCCAGUGGAGAUCAGCCUGAUGCCUGGGUGAGAGACAACGUGUACAGCAUCCUGUCUGUCUGGGCUCUCAGUCUGGCCUACAGGAAGAAUGCAGACAGAGAUGAAGACAAGGCCAAGGCCUACGAACUGGAACAGAGUGUGGUGAAACUAAUGAGAGGUGUUCUACAGUGCAUUAUGAGACAGCUGGACAAGGUGGAGAAGUUUAAGUACACUAAGAGCACCAUGGACUGCCUCCAUGCUAAGUACAACACCAGGACCUGUGCUACCGUGGUGGGGGACGAUCAGUGGGGACACCUCCAAGUGGACGCUACCUCUCUGUUCCUGCUGUUCCUCGCUCAGAUGACUGCCUCAGGACUCCAUAUCGUCUACACUCAGGAUGAGGUGGAUGUGGUACAGAAUCUCAUGUUCUACAUCGAGGCAGCUUACAAAGUGGCUGACUACGGGAUGUGGGAGCGAGGAGACAAGACGAACCAGGGGAUCCCUGAGCUCAACGCCAGCUCCAUCGGCAUGGCUAAAGCAGCUCUGGAGGCCCUGGAUGAACUGAACCUGUUUGGAGCCGGAGGAGGACCAGGGUCUGUGGUGCACGCUCUGGCUGACGAUAUACAGCACUGUCAGUCCAUCCUCAACUCCAUGCUUCCCAGGGCAUCUAUGUCUAAAGAGGUGGAUGCAGGUGUUCUGUCCAUCAUCUCGUACCCGGCCUUCGCUGUAGAGGACAUCUCUAUAGUCAACAUCACCAAGGAGAAGAUCAUAUCCAAACUACAGGGUCGAUAUGGAUGCUGUAGGUUUCUCAGGGAUGGACACAAAACGCCUAAAGAGGACCCUAACCGUCUAUACUAUGAGUCUGCUGAGCUGAAGCUCUUUGAGAACAUAGAGUGUGAAUGGCCCCUGUUCUGGACCUACCUCAUACUGGAUGGCGUCUUCACCAACAGCCCAGAACAGGUCCAGGAGUACAAGGAUGCUCUGGAGGGGAUUCUGAUCAAACAGAAAGACGGGAUCUGUCUACUUCCAGAGCUCUACAGUGUUCCACCUGAUAGGGUGGAUGAGGAGUAUGUAAACCCCCACUCUGUGGAGAGGGUCCCUCUGGGGAAGCUCCCUCUAAAGUGGGGUCAGUCCCUUUACGUUUUGGGAAGUCUACUGGCAGAGGGUUUCCUGGCCCCUGGAGAGAUAGAUCCUCUCAACCGACGUUUCUCCACCAUCCCCAAGCCAGACGUGGUAGUGCAGGUGUCUAUCCUGGCAGAGAACGAGGAGAUCCAGGAGUUGUUGAUGAAGAAUGGGAUAGAGGUGGAGACAAUAGCUGACAUACACCCCAUCCACGUCCAACCUGCUAGAGUCCUCAGCCACAUUUACGCACGACUCGGACGUAACCAGAGACUGGGGCUGACUGGUAGACCCUACAGGAGGAUUGGAUGUCUAGGAACUUCUAAGUUCUAUGUCAUCCGCAACACCAUCUUUGCCUUCACGCCACAGUUCAUAGAUCACCAGAGUCACACAGUGUGUGUGUGUGUGUGUGUGUGUGUGUGUGUGUGUGUUAGCUCAUUGUCCCUGUAUGUUUCAGCUGAAGACCACUCUGACUUGGACCCUGCGGUUCUGGCCACUCUGAAGAAGCUACAGGAUGGAUACUAUGGAGGAGCAAGGAUCCAGACGGGGAAGCUCUCUGAGUUCCUGACCACUUCCUGUUUUGCCAAACUCAGCUUCCUGGAUGCCAGUAAGCAUGUGGGCGGCAUGGGCCAGCAACAAGAUGAUGAUGAUGAUGAUGACUAUGGAUGCUUUGCUGAGCAUGGCUUGACCUUCCAUGGUGACGCUGAUGAUCUAGCCCAGUACCUGGACCAGUUGUUGACCACAGCGAACCCCAGCAGAGGGUCAAAGGUCAGAGGUGACUCUGGAGGGCUGGACAGGUUCAAAGCAGCAGCCACGAAGACCAAGGAAAUGGUGUCUCUGAUGCACAAGGCUAAGGAACUCCACCUACACAAUGCCCACUUAUAUCUCCCCAACAAGCUCUUCCGUUCCCCUCAGCCCUCCCUCCACCUCACCCUCACAGAUUCCUCUGCGACUCACACCAGUCAGUUUCCUCAGGUAGUAGUGACCACAGAGUGUAACCUGCCCAGAGAUGCCAGUGGUGAUAUAGACUACACGAGUCUGGUCCAGCUCCUCAGAGACACCCACAGUCUACCAGACCAGGCGGACAUACUGUACAUCCUCUUCAAAGACAAGGGUAUGGAGUGGGACACCAGACUACAUGGUAAAGGCUCUACAGUCCGCUCCCUGCUGACAGACCUGUAUGUGAAGGCAGGAGAUCUCAAACACUGGGGACUCAUACGCAUGAUCUCUGGAAUACUGAGGAAGAAAGUAGAGGAACUCGACUGGGCUUGCUCUGAUUUGUUGGCCCACCAGAAGCACCUGACUGUGGGUCUGCCUCCAGAACCUCGGGAGAAGACCAUCACAGCACCCAUCCCUCCAGACAAGCUGGCCAUGCUGAUAGAUGAAGCUAGUGAGAACAACAUCACUAUAGCCAUCCUCACACAGGAGAUCAUGGUGUACCUGGCGAUGAACAUGCGUACCCAACCCAGCCUGUUCAGUGAGAUGUACAGGCUGCGUAUCGGACUCAUCAUCCAGGUGAUGGCCACUGAGCUGGCACAGUCUCUCAACUGCUCAGGAGAGGAGGCCACAGAGAGUCUGAUGAGUCUGAGUCCGUCAGAAUUAAAGAUCCUGCUUCAUCACAUCCUCAGUGGGAAAGAGUUUGGAGUGCAGAAGAGCGUGCGUUCUGUAGACGCAGGUGCCAGUCCGGCCAUCUCUAUCCACGAGGUGGGUAAUGUGGGCGCCACCAAGAGCGAGAGGGCGGGCAUCAGCAAGCUGAAGAGUGACAUGAGGAUGUUGGAGGAGCUCAGGUUGUCAUGGUCGCAGCAAAGACAGAGCCUUACAUCGCACUCAUUGGACAUGGAACAUAUUGAAUCUGGGAGGUACAGGCUCCCCUCCAUAGAGUCUCUGGACAUUCCAGUGAGCACGCCCGUCACCAAGGAUACGAGGCACGGCCAAUGGCUGCGUAGGAGACGUCUAGACGGAGCACUCAACAGAGUCCCCAUAGGCUUCUAUCAGAAGGUCUGGAAGAUUCUGCAGAAGUGUCAUGGUCUGUCCAUAGAAGGAUUCGUUCUACCAUCUUCAACGACAAGGGAGAUGACUUUAGAUGAGAUCAAGUUUGCGGUGCACGUGGAGACUGUGCUGAACCGGGUGCCCCAGCCAGAGUACCGCCAGUUACUGGUGGAGGCCAUCUUAGUUCUCACCAUGCUGGCAGACGUGGAUAUAGACAGCGUGGGCAGCAUCAUCCAUGUGGAGAAGAUCGUCCACAUCGCCAACGACAUGUUUUACCACGACCAGAAGGACUUGGGAGCAGAGGAGCAGAUCUUAGAGAGAGACCCCUCCACAGGAGUGUGUCGCUUGCUGUAUGACAGCGCCCCUAGUGGACGAUUUGGCAGUAUGACAUACCUCACCAGGGCUGUGGCUGUAUACGUACAGGACUUUCUACCCUGUGGCUCCUGUGCCCUGCAGUAGACACACACGUGCUGGCUGUGUCAGAAAACCUGUACCUGCAUUCUAAAGGGGGAGGCUUUUUCAGGAAUGUGAAAGUAGAACGUUUUAAUAUUAUUUGACUUUGAGUGUGUUUUAAAUGCCAGGAUGUCAUAUUAAUUUGGCCUUUCGUCUAGUGGAAUUCGCUAUAUACGCUAUUGAGGGAGCGAAUCGUCUUUUCACACCCACUUGGGUUUGACAACAGCCGAUAAUCAGAAUAGGGGACGGCGCUCUACAAAAAUGAGCGAAUGGUAGAAACUAGCCCGAUUGCGCAUUAGAUAAGUAGUAUGUUGAUAUUUGUUGCUUACUGCAUACAUCUUUACUAACCAGUACGUCCUAAACGGUAUGUAGUACUGUUAGUACACAAUUUGUAGUUUUAGUAAGUACACUUUCUAAGUAUGACUUAACUAGUCAUUUAGUAAGCAUGACAGAUUUCAGACACACCAACAUGUACACCCUUAAACACAAAUAAAGGUCAAAUAAAAACACAAGUGUGAUCUGACUGUUAGACUUAAAAAGCAUUCACCUGAGUGUUCACUGGGUCUCAUUGUUUAUCCUUUUUUUGUCCAGCCUGGCAGAUAUUUACAUCUAACAUGGACAACACACUGUCUUUGUUUGGUCAGACAAAUAGCACCCUAUUCCCUAUAUAUAGUGUACUACAUCGACCAGGCCCCUUAGGGUCCUGUAAUAUUUGCUAACUAUUACUCGAUAACUAGUCAGUAACUGGUACCUAAUAAUUGACAACUAGUCAUUGAUAACUAGUAAGUAACUGGUACCUAAUAACUGAUAACUAGUAAGUAACUGGUACCUAAUAAUUGAUAACUAGUCAUUGAUAACUAGUAAGUAACUGGUACCUAAUAACUGAUAACUAGUAAGUAACUGGUACCUAAUAAUUGAUAACUAGUCAUUGAUAACUAGUAAGUAACUGGUACCUAAUAAUUGAUAACUUGUCAUUGAUAACUAGUAAGUAACUGGUACCUAAUAACUGACAACUAGUAAGUAACUGGUACCUAAUAACUGAUAACUAGUCAUUGAUAACUAGUCAUUGAUAACUAGUCAUUGAUAACUAGUAAGUAACUGGUACCUAAUAACUGAUAACUAGUAAGUAACUGGUACCGAAUAAUUGAUAGCUAGUCAUUGAUAACUAGUAAGUAACUGGUACCUAAUAAUUGAUAACUUGUCAUUGAUAACUAGUCAUUGAUAACUAGUAAGUAACUGGUACCUAAUAACUGAUAACUAGUAAGUAACUGGUACCUAAUUGAUAACUAGUCAUUGAUAACUAGUAAGUAACUGGUACCUAAUAACUGAUAACUAGUAAGUAACUGGUACCUAAUAACUAGUCAUUGAUAACUAGUAAGUAACUGGUACCUAAUAACUUAUAACUAGUAAGUAACUGGUGCCUAAUAAUUGAUAACUUGUCAUUGAUAACUAGUAAGUAACUGAUACCUAAUAACUGAUAACUAGUAAGUAACUGGUACCUAAUAAUUGAUAACUAGUCAUUGAUAACUAGUAAGUAACUGGUACCUAAUAACUGAUAACUAGUAAGUAACUGGUACCUAAUAACGAGUCAUUGAUAACUAGUAAGUAACUGGUACCUAAUAACUGAUAACUAGUAAGUAACUGGUACCUAAUAACUGAUAACUAGUCAUUGAUUACUAGUAAGUAACUGGUACCUAAUAACUGAUAACUAGUAAUUGAGACCUAUGAGGGUUAUCAUGGGCAGUUUACAGGUACAUUAUAUGAUUUGUUGAGAUGACUUGACAAUCAAGAAUAAUCAUACAAAUCUAUAAUCUAUAAAUCUAUAAUCUUCUGGUAGGUCUGCCUCAAUUUGUAACUCACUGUUUCCUAAUCCUGGGACCCAAAAGGGUGAGCAUUUCUGUUGUUGAACUAACACACUUGACUGAUGGAGGUGUAUUAGAGCUAGGACAAUAACAAAAAUGUGCACCUUGGGUCCCAGGGACCAGGAUUGGAAAACACAGUUGAAACUGAUGCUGCCUCGGUUGAAUAGAAGUCGCAAUGUUUUCCUUGAGAAAACAUUUUUGUUUUAUUGCCAGUGUGAGUUCUGGGACAUUUUUGUUUUAUUGUCAGUGUGAG
Messenger RNA from Oncorhynchus tshawytscha (Chinook salmon), 6370 nucleotides. RefSeq names its product phosphorylase kinase, alpha 1a (muscle) (gene phka1a). The record is from RefSeq and is a predicted model, not a curated record. Lineage: Eukaryota; Metazoa; Chordata; Actinopteri; Salmoniformes; Salmonidae. The transcript has 34 exons. The coding region runs from base 614 to 4261 and encodes 1215 amino acids. Gene Ontology annotation, molecular function: calmodulin binding. Gene Ontology annotation, biological process: glycogen metabolic process. Gene Ontology annotation, cellular component: phosphorylase kinase complex.